AUGCUCCUGAACUUCAAGCCGUCAGAAGAGAUUAGUCUCGCUCAGCUGGAAAUUGACGCCUCUGUUGUAGAAAUGGAAUCGAUAUCAUCUGAGCCAACUCAGCAUUUGAAUGACGGGUUGUUUCUCCAAGAAGGGAUGUUUGAGAACCCGAAUGAGUUGGAUAUUGAUUGGAACAUAUGGCACUCUCUCAUCGAAGAAGCGAGUUUUGACGAGGCCUUCCAAGGGAUAAUAUCUAAUCAUUCCGAGUUUGAUGAUGAUCCCCAAUACCGAGACACUCAUUUUCCUUCAAAUUGA
Molecule: messenger RNA, 294 nt
Organism: Botrytis deweyae
Lineage: Eukaryota; Fungi; Ascomycota; Leotiomycetes; Helotiales; Sclerotiniaceae
Exons: 2
Coding region: 1-294 (97 amino acids)
Source: RefSeq, a predicted model, not a curated record